Messenger RNA from Mustela erminea (ermine), 2401 nucleotides. RefSeq names its product thyrotropin releasing hormone receptor (gene TRHR). Gene Ontology annotation, cellular component: membrane. The transcript has 7 exons. Lineage: Eukaryota; Metazoa; Chordata; Mammalia; Carnivora; Mustelidae. Gene Ontology annotation, molecular function: thyrotropin-releasing hormone receptor activity. Bases 921 to 2117 code for a protein of 398 amino acids. The record is from RefSeq and is a predicted model, not a curated record. Gene Ontology annotation, biological process: phospholipase C-activating G protein-coupled receptor signaling pathway.
CAGAGAGCAUGGAGUGGACUGAAAACAGACAGAACCACAAUGAAUAGUCAAGUCCGGGAUGGUGAAUUCAGAAGUUUGGACUCUCCUGAGUUGGAAACAACAAGAGAUACAAAAUGGAGACUCAGAAGGAUGACUUCACAGAAACAGUGAGGAAUGUGAGAAGAUCUGGCGUGGAAUUGGAAUUGCCGGACUGGAGAGAACUAUGACUGUUCUCUCCCUCACCUUUACCACCUCAGACCCAGAGAGAGAGGCAGAAGGGCAUCGGCCAUCCAGUGUGCUAAGCCAGUUGGGGAGGAAGCUAGAAGAACUCCAGCAGAAAUCCCACUCGGGGUGACCGACACUGUCUACUGUCUCUGAGGAACUUGCACGUGACAGAUAUUUCAAGCUUCAAGGGCCGUGUCUGGACUGAAAAGGAUUUGCUUUCCCCAAAGUCCUAUCACACAGGGUGUGUAAAUACUUAUUUCAGGGCUGCUCAGGUCCUGGAGUUCCUGUAGGACUUCGACUAGAAGCAAGUGCCGUCCCCCACUGCUCUGGGGGAUCCCUGCUUAGAAUUGCAAACUUCCAGACUGAGGACGGUGUCUUCAGCACACUUAAAAGGAAAUCCUUCAAAGCGAGAAGAUCAUGAAUGAAUCCCCUCGCCGCGCGGCUCCCGCGCGGCUCCCCUCCAGGCUGCGGCUGUGCGGUCCCCCAGCACUUGCAAAGGGUUCCGAGGAGCUGCGGGGCUAAGUGGUCUCCCCGUCCACAAGGUAGACGAGACCCUCCUGCGGGAUUGGAAACUUGCACUUAUUGCUGCUUCAUCCACCCGGGAAAAAGCAGGCAGCGCCACAGAAGAAAAGGGGGAGAAAGCACAGAGAUAAAGGCAGGCCACCGGGAAGAGGAUGUUUUGAGAAGUGCUUCUGAGAAACAUCAAGCCGGUGAAGAUGGAAAACGAGACAGUGAGUGAACUGAACCAAACACAGCUUCAGCCAAGAGCGGUGGUGGCCCUCGAGUACCAAGUGGUCACCAUCUUACUUGUGCUCGUGAUCUGUGGUCUGGGCAUCGUGGGCAACAUCAUGGUGGUGCUGGUGGUCAUGAGGACCAAGCACAUGAGGACCCCCACAAACUGCUACCUGGUGAGUCUGGCAGUGGCCGAUCUCAUGGUCUUGGUGGCUGCCGGCCUCCCCAACAUCACGGACAGUCUCUAUGGCUCCUGGGUCUACGGCUAUGUUGGCUGCCUCUGCAUCACUUAUCUCCAGUAUUUGGGCAUUAAUGCAUCCUCUUGUUCCAUCACAGCCUUUACCAUCGAGAGGUAUAUAGCCAUCUGUCACCCCAUCAAAGCCCAGUUUCUCUGCACAUUUUCCAGAGCCAAAAAGAUCAUCAUCUUCGUCUGGGCUUUCACAUCCAUUUACUGUAUGCUCUGGUUCUUCUUGCUGGAUCUCAAUAUUAGCACCUACAAAAAUGCUAUCGUGGUGUCCUGUGGCUACAAGAUCUCCAGGAAUUACUACUCACCUAUUUACCUAAUGGACUUCGGUGUCUUUUAUGUUGUGCCGAUGAUACUGGCCACCGUCCUCUAUGGAUUCAUAGCUAGGAUCCUCUUCUUAAAUCCUCUUCCUUCAGAUCCUAAAGAAAACUCUAUGACAUGGAAAAAUGACUCAACCCAUCAGAACAAGAAUUUAAAUGCAAAGACCUCCAAUAGAUGUUUCAACAGCACAGUAUCUUCAAGGAAGCAGGUCACCAAGAUGCUGGCGGUGGUUGUAAUUCUGUUUGCCCUUUUAUGGAUGCCCUACAGGACUCUUGUGGUUGUCAACUCAUUUCUCUCUAGCCCUUUCCAAGAAAAUUGGUUCUUGCUCUUUUGCAGAAUUUGCAUUUAUCUCAACAGUGCCAUCAACCCAGUGAUUUACAAUCUCAUGUCCCAGAAAUUCCGUGCCGCCUUCAGAAACCUCUGCAACUGCAAGCAGAAGCCGGUGGAGAAACCCGCUAACUACAGUGUGGCCUUGAAUUAUAGUGUCAUCAAGGAGUCAGAUCAUUUCAGCACAGAGCUGGAUGAUAUCACUGUCACGGACACUUAUUUAUCAGCCACCAAAGUAUCUUUUGAUGAUACCUGCUUGGCUUCGGAAAUAACCUUUAGCCAAAGCUGAUUCAUGAAUGAGAAGAAAAUGGACCACAGAGUAAAUGAGAAUCUGUGCCGUCAUCAGCCCAAGAGGAAACAGCCAGUGCUUGUACCUGAAGACAGUGCAGAUAAAAUCUUUGCCAAUGCUCUAAUAAAUCCUGGCCCAAGAUACUUUAACCCAUAAGAACGCUUAUAUUUUCCUUCUAGUAUCACGAAAAUGUGUCCCCCAAAGUGGAGCAGAUUGUGAAAGAAACAAAUGAUAGAAAGAGAAGUGUGGCUCUUUCCGUUUAAUCUGAGAAAUUCUCUAUAUUU